Linum trigynum is the source of this 3622-nucleotide messenger RNA. The record is from the annotation of a GenBank genome assembly. Lineage: Eukaryota; Viridiplantae; Streptophyta; Magnoliopsida; Malpighiales; Linaceae.
UCUUUAAAAUGUUAAAAAUCUUACGAUUUUACGAUUCAAAUGUUUGGGUCAGUUUUACUUAUUUUCCCUAGAAUUUGCAAAAUUACGCAUCUUUUUCUUCUCCACCAACACCGUCUAGUUCUCUCACACUAACCACCAUCGACCAUACAUCAAUGCAUUAAUCAUAAAAAGAAAUAUUUGAAAUUAUGUAAAUAAUAAUAAUAUAUGGAUGAUCAUUGAUCAUAUUAGAUAUAUACAUUAUAUGCACAAUUGGGUUUUUUCCAAGGCAAGCCCAAAGAGCAUGGGACAAAGACUUGACACGAUUACAAGACCGACUCAAACCCUAUGCGUUAGUCCGUAUGCAACCAGACUACCGAUUAAAGAGCCUGUUAAGCCACUAUUUGGGAAGCUCUGAAGAAGUUCUUAGGAGCAAAGACACGACACACGAGGGAAAAAACAAAAAUCCAACAAAAAGCUCUUAGUUUCCUUCGACGGAAUAUGUCAGAUGACCAGUAUCGAGAUGUCACAAAAAGCCAUAACAAAGAAAAGAAAAAGACAUUAGCAAUCUUUGAGAGAACAUACUUAAUUAUUCUCAUAAAUUUGUAAAAUUGAAUAAAAUCGAACUAUCAUUUGAUAGAUCGAUGAAAUUUAUUGCACUUCCUUCAGUUACUUUUUUACCAUAUGAGCCCCUGCAAGAUGUCCAACCAAAAAAACACGACUAUGGUGCUAGAAAUCUCUAUCACAAGAGAUUAAAUCUUGCCCUUGAAGCAAAGUUGAUCUUAUCAAAAAUGCACCACCAACAGUAUUAUUCACCUCUUGUAAGUGCAGUACGCUCACUAUUAAUGACCGUUGUCCAACAUUAGAAAAAUUAAAUCAUACUUUUAGCAUAGUUGGGUGUUGUAAUCCAUCAUCCCAUUUAAAUUUCAUUUUCAUUGCUUAUUAUCUCUCAAUUCAUGUAUAUUGAUGGUAGGUAAAUGUGGACGGAGCUUCUAAUGAUGCUCAAGGUUAUGCAGGAAUAGGGGGAGUGCUUCGAGAUGAGAAUAGAAAUUGGAUGGGAGGCUUUGUCGCUAACCUCGGGUCGUGUCCAGCAGCCAUGGCGGAGAUUUGGGAGAUUUAUCACGGGCUUAAAGUGGCAUAGAAGCUCGGCCACAGAGUAAUCUUGUUGGAAUCUGACUCACAGACAGCGAUCUAGCUUAUCAAUCACAGAUCGGACCCUCAUCACCCAUAUGCGACUCUGCUUUCAGCUAUCAGACGUUUGAUGUCUCAGGACUGGGUAGUGAAACUAGUGCAUACAUACCGGGAAGGGAAUAGAGUCGCAGAGUGGCUCUCGAAGCACAGUCUCGUCUAUCCCUACGAGUUGUAUGAACUAGAGGCACCACCCCAUGACUUGAUCACCCUGCUUGAAGAUGACAGUAGGGGAACUACUCUUCCCAGAGAUGUGGUAGUGACCACUCCCCCCUUCUCUUCUUAAUUUUGGCCCCGUAACCUCUCUUUUGGCGUUACGCCUCCACUGAUGCAAAAAAAAAAUGUAUAUUGAUGGUAGGUAUGUAGAGAGAAUGCGAAGUGUGUGGAGUUAUAAAUAGAGUUUCUUCUUGUACUAACGCGGUCGAGAGAUCAGGUGAAAAUAGAAGCGCGGCCUCAGGGAGGUCACCGUUCAGAUUCGUGGUUCCAGGGUGGGCUUGAUGGUCCGUUGUAGUUUGGUUUGGGUUCAAGGUUGUUGGGCCGGUUCCAUCAUGGCCCGUUAUAGUUUUUAGUAAAUGAAUAAUUAGGCAGACACUGCACAACUCAACUCACGACCCAGAGCUGCGUCGUUUUAUGAAACGGUCUCAAAGUCGAGGACAUGUCGUUCCGAGUUCCGACUACCGAGUAUCCGAUUUUUGGCGAUUGACGAAACACGUGACUGACAGACCAAAUUCCCGACUCCGAUACUUCGGCAGGGCAGGGGGAGGGUUCGUUUCUCAACCGCCGAGCAAUAAGAGAAGAAGAAGCUUGAAAAGCAAAAUCAAGGUCGAAGCACUGGAAGACAUGGUGGCGAUUUCGCUUUACAGGGGGAAUCUCCACCGAGUCCCCGAUGCCCCUCGUCGAUGGCUGAUGCCCACCCGAAACCUCUCUCUCAGGGACUUCAAAUCCCUCCUCAACCGUCGCUCCAGGGCUCUCUCUCACCUCCGCUCCUCCUCCACUGUCCUUGUCGCCGCCGGUACUACCUCUAACCCUAACCCUGACCUUACCAUUUCUACCAAACACGAUUCCAAGGAAGCUGGGGAUCCUAUUACGCCUCAGUUGAAGGAGAUGAAAGCUGUUGAUGAUACGAAUCAUCGUGGCGAUGAGGAAGAAGGGCCUUCCGGGAGGGUUGGAGAAGGUGCUGAAGAGGACCGGGGCUUGUUGAAUGGUGGAGAUUGCUCGAUGAAGCUGGAUGAUGCGCCUGUUGAGAAUCCUGAAGUAGCUGAGAAAUGCCGAGUUGAGGUUGUUAAUGGUGAUGGAGAUUUGCAGGCUUUGUUCGCCGUGAAGCUGGAAGAAUCGGCUGAACCUAGUGCGGAGGAAAACAAAAAACCUGAGCUGUCAGGUGAAAAGGCAAAAAGGAAGAAAGAGGUUGAGGAGAAGUUGGAAAUUUUGAAUGCAAAGAAGCAUAAUCUAGUGCAACUUCUGAAGCAGCUAUUAAAUGCCGAGGACGAGCUAAAGAGACGAAGCACUGUGCAGACGAUGACAACUCGUCCGUCUGGUCCGCUUCAAGUAGACGUCACAAAUGAUUCUGGGUCAAUGAUCAGACAAGUCACUCCUAGGAUGGGGUCAGAGGCUAAUCUUGGUGCAGAUAUGGAAGAAGCUGAAACUGAAGAUGUUUCAAAUCAAAAUGUUCAUUCUCGUAAUUUACAAAGAAUGAGCAGUACUUCUCCAUGUUCAGAGUCUCCCCUUAGAAGACCUACCCACAAUGCGGUUCCACCCUUCCCAUCGCGAACAAGUUUGGGAGCCAGCCCAUCACGGUUUGCACCAACAGGGCAACAAAAUCAUCCAGCAAACGCACCACCCACAAUAUCCAUAUCUGGGACAAAUUACGCUCCAUCUUCUCCUUCUCCCAUAGCAUCUGGUGGCACCUCAGCAUUUCGGGAUGCUCGCCAACCUAGCCCUUGGAACUAGAUCUAUCUCGACAUCUUAGCUCUUUAUGCAUGAACUGCUGGAAUUCUGAGUCUUUAGCAGUUAUCCAGGUAACUACAAUGUUUCAUCCUCCUUGGCUGAUUCUCAUCCUGUAGCACUAGAACUUCUGGUGGUACUAUUGAUACACAGCCCAUUCAGGGGCCUUGUUUUCCAGCCAGUCUUCUUGAGGUAGACAACUAGAUAUCCAACAAUCAUCAGGUUUGUCUCCUCUCCUCGUCAUCAUUCUUCCAUGUAUAUCAAUUUAACCUGUAUUCAUUAAUUCCAUUCAUAAAAUCAUUGAUGUUGUCAACUGCAGUGCUAAAUAUUUGUAGUACUGAAACCCAUUUGAGUAUAUUUGUGCACCUUGUGUUGUAGCUAGCUGUGAUAGGUAAUACUCGUCUGUGGUUGCUCCUGUAAACAACAUUGACGAGAGAUGUGCACACUCUUGUUAUUCAUUGAUGAACCAUCACUGUGGUGGUUUAAUAUUCUUGCACAAUGAAAUUGUUGCGGUUUC